Messenger RNA from Pollicipes pollicipes, 3231 nucleotides. RefSeq names its product STE20-like serine/threonine-protein kinase. The transcript has 15 exons. The record is from RefSeq and is a predicted model, not a curated record. NCBI's taxonomy places the organism in Eukaryota, Metazoa, Arthropoda, Thecostraca, Pollicipedomorpha, Pollicipedidae. Bases 1 to 1977 code for a protein of 658 amino acids. Gene Ontology annotation, molecular function: protein serine/threonine kinase activity.
AUGGUGGUGUCUGUUACGCCGUGGGCUCCUCAGAGUCUGCUGCCGCCAGCGCGGAGUCAACGUCCCUGCGGCGACUCAGACUCCCCCGCCGUCGGCUCCCACUUCCCCGCCGUCGGCUCAGACUUCUCCACCUUCGACUCAGAGUUCCCCAGCAAGCCGCAGCCGGAGCCGACGCACGUGUCCGUGGUGCAGGUGGAGCCGGAGCGAGAGCGGUCGCCGGACGCGGGCUCUGCGACGGCGCUCUCGCCUUUCACGUCCAUCACACUGCAGGGCACCACUGUGGGCAGCUCGGACGUGGACCACUUGGCGGAGGAGACCAGCCUCUCCCCCGGACACAGUCCGCUGCCGGCCCGGCCGGCUUCGGGCGGCAGCAGCCGGGACAGUGACGUCAGCAGUCUGGCCCCGCCCACCGAGGGCGGCUCACUGGGCAGCGCGCCCGGCAGCCACUCCCCUUCUGCCGGGGCGAACGGCGAGGAAGUGCAGCUGCGCCGCAAACGGCCCGCACCGCAGCCCCAGGAUGCGUCCAGUGACAGCGGCUCGCGCUCGUCCUCGGCCAGCCGCGGCCGCCAGCUCGAGCCGGCGGUCUCGGACACGCGCAAGAAGACGCGCAAGCGGACGCGACGCUUCGAGAUAGACGGCGUCAUGAUGACCUCCACCACCAGACAGGUGUUGUACGGUGACGGGGAGACGGCCGGCUUCGACGAGCACGCCUUCCGCAAGCAGGAGCUGCGCGACCUCAAGCUGCUCCAGAAGCAGGAGCAGAAGCAGCACCGCGAGCUCUAUUUUAAGGGAGAUGGGCUACGCAGCAGGCGCAGGAGCAGCAGCAGCGGCGCUUCGAGCAAGAGCUGGCCGAGCUGGUGCGCAAGUACGACGGCGAGCUGGAGGCGGGCGCUGCGUCAGCAGCGUGCGGAGCAGGGGCGCGCCGAGCAGCGGCGGGAGCAGGACCUGCGCGCCGCCAGCAAGAAGAUCCGCGCCGACCAGGAGCGAGAGCUGAAGACGUUCCGCGAGUCGCUGCGUGAGGAGGCGCGACGGCUGAAGCAGGACGCCGGCAUGAUGCUGCGUGACGUUAGGAAGGAGUCGCUCCGCGCCGGCAAGAACAAGAUGGAAUCCGAUCACAAGGAGAGGGAGCGUGUCUUCGUGGAGCGGCUGGACGAGCGGCACCAGCUGGCGCUGGAGGCGCUCUCCGAGCAGCACCAAGAGAAGCUGGCCAACAUGAUCAGCCAGUUUCGAAAAAAGAGGCACCAGCUGAUACGGGACAAGGAGUCGGCGAAGGACAAGCUGGAGGAGCGCCACAUCCAGGAGCGUCACCAGUUGAAGAAGCAGCAGAUCAAGGAGGCCUUCUACCUGCAGCGGCAGCAGAUGCUGGCGCGCCACGCCAGGGAGGUGGACCAUUUGCGACGGGCGGGCCUGCGCCGGUCCGACCUGCUGGCGCGCCAACAGCAGAGCGAGCGGCGCGCGCUGCCCAAGCGGAUCCGCGCCGAGCGCAAGGCGCGCGAGCUCAUGUUCCGCGAGAGCCUGCGCAUCGGCCAGCCGCUGCCAGGCCGCCUGAGCACGGCCGACGGCGACAAGAAGGAACAGCUGAGCAACUUCCACGAACAGGAGGGCAAGCGGUACAAAGGUGAGGAGCACCGACUUGAACUGAAGCACAAGCGGAAGAUGGAGGAACUGAAGGCUUUGAACGAGUCCGCCGUGAAGGAGCUGGAGCAACUGCACAACGAAAAGUGUCGGACGAUGCUGGAUCACGAGGAUGCCAAGCUGCGCUCUGUCGAGGAGCAGUACUUGGCCGAGGUGCAGGAGUGGCGCCAGACCCUGGAGCCGCGCCGCCUGAAGCUGGAGGAGGAGCUGGCUGCCGAGCAGGAGUAUCAGCCGGAGUCGUCGCCGGCCGCCGCCAGGGACGGCUUCGUCAGCAAGGUGACGCUCAGUAACGGCCGCAGCAGCCUGGGCCGGGCCAGCACGGUCAGCGGCCACUCCCAAUGACGCCGACCGCGCGCCUAGAGCUGACCUGGGCUCGACCGUGGCAGCCCCCGGGCGCAGGGACGCUCCAGGAACAGUGCUCAAGUUGGGGAGAUAUUCCCCAGUAGAGGGACCCCCCCCCCCCCCUCCCCCAUUUGGGACACAACCCUGUGUGGAGCAGGGAGGAACGACAGCCGUCAGCGUCUGCGAGUGACGUGUUGGCGGUAGAGGCCGUCGUGCCCGGCGGGGCCGCGGCCUGGACCACCCGGGUGUGGGCGGUGCGUCUAGUCGGACGUCACCGGCGGACGGUGUGCCAAACGAAGCGACGAAGCGAGUCUAGUCUGCGCGUGCGGGUCAGAGCCGUGGACCGGGCGCUCGGCGGCUGGUGAUGGUGUUGGUGUGAGCUUCGGCGACGAACGGUGGCUGUGUCAGCUGCUCGUGAUUCAUUGGUGGCGUCCUCCUCCGCUUACGGUGCUGUUGUAGGCAAUCAAGAAUGGCGUUAUAUGGCGUGUCUAGUGCUUGUCGCACUGAUAUAUUAUUACAUAUAUACGUAUAUAAGUAAAUGUCCGCCGCCAAGGCUAAUUUUCAUCAUGAUGAUGCAUUGAUGACGCUUCAUUGAUGCGACUAAUUUUAACGUUUGUGAUUACCGCGCUACCGCUGCCAUGCUUCCUGUGAUGACGUCCCCGUAGUUUAUAGAGCAGCCGACUGUAUAGUUUGUUGCGCGCGGCUUCUGCCGCCGUCCGUACCGGCGAGAGGGUGUCAAGAUCGUGACUGCCUGAUCGCGGCCGUUCGCGCUCACCCAUCGCCCGUCACGUCCGCUUCGCGGCCCGCUAACGGCGACGGUUCACCGCGUGUCUUCCUGUCGAGCGGUUUGUGGGCGGCGAGGUCGUUUCAUAAUACAGACGGGCGCUUGUACGUGCCGAAGAUGUGAUGGUUCUAAUGUACUAGAUGUACUAGAUCUAGAUGUACUAAGUUCCAUAUUUUGUAAAUUGAAAUUUUCACUCCCGGCCGGUCUUUUUGCGAUGGGAUUUUUCACUUCCACCCCAGUUCAAAAGCAAUUUCAGCUCACUGCGAAGAUGCGCUGUACCGUGCGGUACCGUGCCGUGCCGUACCGCGCCGUAUCGUACCGUAAUGCGCCGGUAGUUGGUACUGUCUCAGCGUCGCCCAGCGUGGAGUGCGGGCUGGGCGCUGCGCUUGCUGAAAGCGUGAUCAGACCAUCGACUGAAGAACAGGCGGUGACGCCGGCUAUGCUUUCGGCAGCCAGUGAAUGUGAAAUAC